AUGCAGGACCCUGUGAUUUACCGGUGCAACCCUGCUACGCACCACCGCACACGCGAUGCCUGGGUCAUAUAUCCAACAUAUGACUUUGCUUGCCCGAUUUUGGAUUCGAUAGAAGGUGUUACUCACGCCCUGAGGACCACUGAAUACAGAGAUCGCAACCCUCAUUACCAGUGGAUGCUCGAUAGUCUUCAGUUUCGCGCUGUGCAAGUUUGGGAUUUCGCCCGCAUGGACUUCAUCCGCACCCUGCUUUCGAAGCGAAAGCUGGCCGAGCUGAUAUAA
Messenger RNA from Penicillium manginii, 279 nucleotides. RefSeq lists its product as uncharacterized. The coding region runs from base 1 to 279 and encodes 92 amino acids. Gene Ontology annotation, molecular function: glutamate-tRNA ligase activity; ATP binding. Lineage: Eukaryota; Fungi; Ascomycota; Eurotiomycetes; Eurotiales; Aspergillaceae. Gene Ontology annotation, cellular component: cytosol; methionyl glutamyl tRNA synthetase complex. The record is from RefSeq and is a predicted model, not a curated record. The transcript has a single exon. Gene Ontology annotation, biological process: glutamyl-tRNA aminoacylation.